UCUAUUUCCAGGCUCAGUACUUACAGAGAGAGAGAUGAACAAAGGCAUUUCUUUCUCUGUCUGAGUAAGAGGAAACCAAAAACCAUUAUGGAGUUACUAAUGGACUCGGGUAAGAACCGGACUCGUUCUGGUGGUUCUUCCUCCACCGAGUCAUCUUCUUCACUCAGUGGUGGACUCAGGUUUGGUCAGAAGAUCUACUUCGAGGAUGGAUCGGGAUCCGGAGCCGGGUCAAGCAAGAACCGGGUUAAAGCGGUUCGUAAGUCGUUGACGGCGAGGUGCCAAGUGGAAGGUUGUAAAAUGGAUCUAAGCAAUGUAAAAACUUACUACUCGAGACAUAAAGUUUGUUGUAUUCACUCUAAAUCAUCUAAAGUCAUUGUCGAUGGUCUUCAUCAAAGGUUUUGCCAGCAAUGUAGCAGGUUUCACCAGCUAUCUGAGUUUGACUCAGAGAAACGAAGUUGUCGAAGACGGCUCGCUUGUCAUAACGAACGACGAAGAAAGCCACAAGCCACAACGACUCUUUUGACUUCUCGUUGCUCUAGACUCGCUCCAUCUCUUUACGGAAACGCCAAUGCUGCCAUGAUUAGAAGCGUUUUGGGAGAUCCUACUACGUGGACAACCGCAAGAUCAGUGAUGCGACGGUCUGCACCGUGGCAGAUUUACCCGGAAAGGGAAAACCAUCAAGUUAUGAAUGUUUUCGCACAUGGAAGCUCAAGCUUUACCACCACAACACGUUCAGAGAUGGUGAACAAUAUUAGCACAGACUCAAACUGUGCUCUCUCUCUUCUGUCAAACUCAAACACAAUUCCGCAGCAGCAACAACAACAACUUCAGACAUCAACCAAUAUCUGGCGACCAGCUUCAGGUUUCGAGUCGACGAUCGCCGAUAGGGUUACAAUGGCUCAGCCACCGCCCGUUAUAAUCCAGCAUCAGUACCUUAACCAAACAUGGGAAAUCAUGGCGGGCGAAAAGAGCAACUCACAGGAUAUGUCUCCUGUUUUGGGACUGAGGCAAAUCUCUGAGCAAGAUGAUUUCCAUAGAAACAAUGGCACCACAAUGGGUGGAUUCGAGUCGUCUCUUCAUCAGCAGGUUCUGAGGCAAUACAUGGAACCUGAGAACACAAGAGCUUAUGACUCUUCUCCUCAACAUUUCAAUUGGUCUCUUUGAGUCUUUUUUUUCUCUUUCACCUUUUAAAGACUUUUUCUUGGAUUAACUUGUUCAUCUGCACCAAGAGCCUCACCUGUGAAAGGUUACUACUAAGACUUGAUAGUCGCAAGAUCUUAUCAAAUUAUCUGUUCUAUGCUACUCCAGACAAUUAUGCCAGAUAAUGGCCUUUGAUUUGGAUAUUAUUUUAAUGGUUUUUGUCUUCAUCUUUA
Eutrema salsugineum is the source of this 1373-nucleotide messenger RNA. RefSeq names its product squamosa promoter-binding-like protein 15. Gene Ontology annotation, molecular function: DNA binding. The transcript has 3 exons. Lineage: Eukaryota; Viridiplantae; Streptophyta; Magnoliopsida; Brassicales; Brassicaceae. Gene Ontology annotation, cellular component: nucleus. Bases 88 to 1164 code for a protein of 358 amino acids. The record is from RefSeq and is a predicted model, not a curated record.